Messenger RNA from Saccharomyces paradoxus, 333 nucleotides. It is a transcript of the gene SMD2, whose product is annotated as mRNA splicing protein SMD2. The record is from RefSeq and is a predicted model, not a curated record. Lineage: Eukaryota; Fungi; Ascomycota; Saccharomycetes; Saccharomycetales; Saccharomycetaceae. Gene Ontology annotation, cellular component: U4/U6 x U5 tri-snRNP complex; precatalytic spliceosome; U1 snRNP. Gene Ontology annotation, molecular function: RNA binding. Gene Ontology annotation, biological process: spliceosomal snRNP assembly; RNA splicing. The transcript has 2 exons. Bases 1 to 333 code for a protein of 110 amino acids.
AUGUCUUCACAGUUAAUUGACCGUCCGAAGCAUGAGCUCUCUAGAGCAGAAUUAGAGGAACUAGAAGAAUUCGAAUUCAAGCAUGGCCCAAUGUCCUUGAUAAAUGAUGCUAUGAUGACGAAAACACCUGUGAUAAUCUCAUUAAGAAAUAAUCAUAAAAUAAUAGCGAGAGUAAAAGCCUUCGACAGGCAUUGCAACAUGGUUUUAGAAAAUGUGAAGGAACUUUGGACAGAGAAGAAGGGCAAAAAUUUGAUUAAUCGUGAAAGAUUCAUAAGUAAAUUAUUUUUAAGAGGCGAUUCAGUUAUCGUUGUGUUAAAGACCCCUGUUGAGUAA